This is a messenger RNA of Scylla paramamosain (green mud crab), 3051 nucleotides long. Its product is annotated as protein argonaute-4-like. The record is from RefSeq and is a predicted model, not a curated record. Gene Ontology annotation, molecular function: single-stranded RNA binding; protein binding; miRNA binding. The transcript is spliced from 16 exons. NCBI's taxonomy places the organism in Eukaryota, Metazoa, Arthropoda, Malacostraca, Decapoda, Portunidae. Gene Ontology annotation, biological process: regulatory ncRNA-mediated post-transcriptional gene silencing. Bases 256 to 3003 code for a protein of 915 amino acids.
UAAGAUAUACUGUUUUUUAAGGGUGUUCUUUUGGUUCUAGUGACAGAUUAACAACAUUUCUACAUUAAGAUCACGAGAAACCCUCUUGAGAACGCGUCUAUUCAUUUUUGCGGCCUUUGAAACCAAGUGUGGUGAAAGAGUGAAGCGAUUCUGAACAAGAGGCCCGAGUUUCAUUCCACGCUUCACUUUCCUUAUCUCAGUCAUUUCAGCUUUCGUCCCCGCGCUGAGUGGAAGGAGUCCGACUUUAUCUUCGCCAUGGCCGCUACUGGAGGGAAGGCAGAGGCUGGAGAGGUGGAAGUAGCAGUGGAGGAGCCUUCAGUGACGGUGGAAGGCGUGGAGGGGCCAGAGAGAGGGGGAGUGCAGAUCACCGUAACCACUAACCUGUACAAAUUGCUUCCCUCAACCACACCUGUGCAUUCCACAUCUGACAUCUGCACACCUGUCCACUCCACAUCAUCUGCAUCCACAUUUGGCCCGGCCUCGAUUCCUGCCUCCCUCUCCUCCUCCUCCUCCUCCUCUUCCAUAGCCUCCUCCCUCGUCAUCUACUCUCUCGUUAUAAGGGAGGAUGGGAAAUCAGAGCUCGAUUUGCCCUUCCCUGUUAGAAUGCAGGUGGUCGAGUCCUUGAAGGGGAGGUAUCCUGAGGUCUUCCAGGGCCAUGUGCUGUCCCUGGGCCCUGGAAACACUGCCUAUAGCUUGGAAGAUAUCAUUUACGCUUUCAAUACUAAGUUUCUGGUGGAUGAGGUGGAAGAGAAUGGGUGGGGGCGAACCUUUGCUGUGGAGUUGAGGAAAGAGGGGGAGGUGCCUGUGGGGGAUGUGGUGGAGGUGGUGCGGCGCCCCCCUCCCCCCGGCACCACCACCGCCACCACCAGUGCCGCCUAUGUUGUCAAGGUCCUGGAGGCAAUGCUACACUACAGCCUAUCGCUACAAAUGGAGAGGAGGGCAGGACUUUACUUUCCCUACACCCCAGCCUGUCCUCACAUCUCCCUUACCCCCGGCAGGCAGGUCCAGAUGAGUUACAGGGCCUGCCUUACUCCUGCUUCAUCUCUCCUUCUCUCCUUAGAUGUGUGCCAGCCAGUAGUGACCAAAGCAGUAUCUCUUCUGGCUUUCCUGCGCACCGAUCUAGGCUGGCAGGAAAGUGACCUACAUCGCCCUAUGAUGAAGAACACUCGCUAUGAACUCUCCCUGCUUCUUCGUGACCUCAAGGUCAGGGUGACACACAGCAGGGUGCGGCGGGUGUACCGUGUGGUGGAGGUGGCAGCGAAGGGUGCAGAUGUCAUCCUGAUGUACCUCCACAAUCAGCACUCGGCCUCCACUACUCGCUGGACGGUGGAGCAAUACUUUCUCCACUUCUACGGGCUGUCUCUCCGCUACCCACGCCUCAAUUGUCUCCACGUGGCGCCCAAACAGAGGUUGAUCUUCCUGCCGUUGGAGGUAUGCGAGUUGGUUGGGGGACAGAGAUUGGGGAGUUGGGGGGGAGGGUGGUCACCAGAGAGGAAGUACCCCUGGAACCCCCAUCAGGACCCCCACAGGGACCGCUACUGGGACCUGGGACCCGAGGAGAGGCAGAAGCACAUCGCGGCUCUGGUCAGGUCACCCCCACUCGCUCUUGACCCUGCCCUGACCCGACUUGGCCUCAGGAUUGAGCAGGAGGCAGUGGAGGUAGUUGGCAAGGUGCUCCCCCCUCCAACCCUGCUGGCAAGUACCCGUGUGGUUCCUGAAGGAGGGAGGUGGCAGCUUGGACAGGGUGUGGGUCUCUACAAACCAGCAACACUGCACACUUGGUCUUUGGUUCAGUAUGAUGUGCAGGGUUUGAAGAGAAAUACACUUCAUGAAAGGUUCCUGCAGCGUCUCAGGGAGGUGGGCAGGGCACUAGGGAUGGAUGUGAGGCAGCCUUCUGUAGAUGUCGUUCGAAAAGCCACCAAGCCCCUGGAUGACCUGGUGGCCCUACUGCGUUACUACCCAUACUCCCAGCUGACCUUGUUCCUCAUGCGACCUGGUGUGCCUUAUCUACAUGAGGACACUAAGCAUGCUGGGAAUUUCAUCUUGGAGCACGUGACUCAAUGUGUGGCUCCAGAUACCUACAGGGACAAGCUGCAGGACGACCAAGUGAUGACCUCCCUCCUCCUGCAGAUGAAUGCCAAGUGUGGUGGUGUCAGUGUGGCUCUUGAUUGGCCCGCCCUCCUCCCUGCCUCCACGUUGAUGUGCAAGCCAGUGUUGGUGGUGGGGGCUGCCAUGGACGGACACCCGAAGAACUUCCCCCGCUCGGCCUUCCUGGCGGCCAUGGUGGGGAUGAUGGCCAGGGAAGGCGGCCCAUGUGUUACGCUGGUCCACCCACAACACCGGCAGCACUGCAUCGCCAACACCGCUUCUAAUUUUGAACGGUUGCUUCUGAGGUACUAUGAGACAAACCACACCAAGCCCCAGAGUUUGCUAGUCUACCGCCUCGACUUGCCGCAGGAGGAGCUGGAGCGCGUCACAGCAUGGGAGGCCACAGAGAUCCGGAGGGCCUGUAGUGGCAUGCAGGUUGACGGGGAGUACCAGCCGCCCAUUACCUAUGUGUGGGUGUCGCGUUCCCACCACACAAGGCUGUUCCGAGGGCCUGGCGGAGGUGGAGGUAAUAUUCCCCCUGGCACUGUGGUAGAAGGCGACAUCAUCCAUCCAUCCAUCAGGGGCUUCUUCCUCUCCUCUCAUCUGAGUGACAGUGGCACCACCAGACCCACUGAGUACCGAGUGGUGUAUGACGAUAAUCACCUGGGUCUUGACGAGCUGCAGACAGUCACCUACGCCCUGUGCCACCUUCACGCCAGCUGCUCCCAGGCGGUCUCUCUCCCCGCCCCGGCCGCCUAUGCUCGCCAGGCUGCAAAAUUUGCUCGGCAGAUCGCGUCCCGGCAGGAGGGUCACGUGGCACAGCUGGAUGAGUUGUAUGACCCAGUGCCCCUCGUGACCUUGACCUCCACCAUGGACCACUACAACACACUGCACACUAAGCUGUACUACCUGUAGACACACACACACACACACACACACACACACUCAUUUGAAGUUUUGUUU